AUGUUUACGCUUGCGUGGGGUCUGUACAGCUCUUUGUUUGGGGAGAAGACAUACAAAGUCCUUAUCAUCGGUCUCGAAUCAUCCGGCAAGACAACACUCAUGGAGCAGCUGAAGUGUACUUAUAUUGAGGGCUGUUCUGCUACAACAGAGAGGGGUGGAAGUGGGGCGGAUGCGCUUCCUACACCGGCAGAAGCGACCGUUAUGAAGAAGAAGCGCAUUCUUCCAACGGUUGGUCUAAACGUGGCUCGAGCUACCCAUCGAACGAUACCGCCGCAGACGUACAGUAGUUCAAACCGAGGAAGUGUGUGUCGAGAUAGUUUUGGCGACGUCAGGGCCUCCGCGUCCAUCACGUCGCUGCCACCUGGCACGCCGUCUACGCCAUUCACACCGACUGCGACACGACUCGUAUUGUGGGACGUGGGCGGCUCUCUGCGUACACUUUGGGCGAACUAUUUUGCCCCUUGUCACGGUGUCAUCUUUGUUGUUGACAGCACGCUGGGUUUUAGUACAGCUCCUGCUUCUGCUGCUGUUGUUGCUGCUGCACAGUUCAAUGGCCAAGCAGACUCCUCUUCUUCGAUGACGACGCCGUCAUCGCAUUCGGUGGCAUGCGGUGACAGCAGCGAAAGCCACACACCGUCCCCGCCGUUCAAGAUGCCAACACCGUUAGCGUCGCCGCCAUUUAAUGAGCAGGAGAAGAGGGGGGCCGCACCACCCGGGGUGCUGUUGGAGGAGAAUGAGGAGGCGAGGCGAAAAGCUAUUCGGGAGGCGCACGCACAGAAUGCAGCUGUGCUGCGCGAAGUGUUUUCCCACCCACUAUUGAUAGACGCGCCGCUUCUUAUCCUAUCGAACAAGACAGAUGAGAUGCAUCAUUGCUCCCUCGCAGAUCUUCAGGAAGCGCUUGGACUUGUGCAAAUGGCCCUCAUGCAGGAGGUAUACAAGACUGACUGCGGUGUGGAUUGCUCUUGUGGUGGCAAGCGCCACUCCUGUGCUUCAGACGAAUCGGACAAUCUUGGUGGUUCCACGUCAAAUAGGGGUCGCUCGCUUGGUGGCGUUGACGCUACAGGAACGAGUGGUAUUGGAAACAAGAUCAUCCGGCUUGUGGAGGCGAGCGCGCUCGAUGGUACUGGCGUGCGAGAGGCGAUGGAUUGGCUCGUAUUUCAGAUGCGGGACAGCAAGCGGGUGACUGUGGAUGAGGGCGGAUGA
Trypanosoma grayi is the source of this 1203-nucleotide messenger RNA. RefSeq names its product Arf/Sar family, other. The coding region runs from base 1 to 1203 and encodes 400 amino acids. The transcript has a single exon. Gene Ontology annotation, biological process: Golgi to plasma membrane protein transport; intracellular protein transport; protein localization to organelle. Gene Ontology annotation, molecular function: GTP binding; GTPase activity. NCBI's taxonomy places the organism in Eukaryota, Euglenozoa, Kinetoplastea, Trypanosomatida, Trypanosomatidae. Gene Ontology annotation, cellular component: Golgi apparatus. The record is from RefSeq and is a predicted model, not a curated record.